AUGGCCUUCACAGACCUGCUGGAUGCCGUGGGUGGCGUGGGCCGCUUCCAAUUCCUCUACACUGGCCUGUUGCUGCUGCCAUGUGCCCUGCUAGCCUGCCACACCUUCCUACAAAACUUCACAGCCGCUGCACCUUCGCACCACUGCCAGCACCCCUCCAACCGAACAGAGGAAACCAUUAAAGACUCAGGGGCCUGGCUGAGGGCCACCAUUCCCCUGGACCAGCAUGGGAUCCCUGAGCCAUGCCAGCGCUACGUGGAGCCUCAGUGGGCCCUUCUGAGCCCCAACACCUCUGUCCCAGGGGCAGCCACAGAGGGCUGCAAGGACGGCUGGGUUUAUGACCACAGCAUUUUCCCAUCCACCAUCGUGACAGAGUGGGAUCUGGUGUGUGAGGCACGCACCCUCCGUGACCUGGCGCAGUCCCUCUACAUGGCUGGAGUGCUGGUGGGGGCUGCUGUGUUUGGCAGCCUGGCAGACAGGCUGGGCCGCAAGGUCCCCCUGGUCUGGUCAUACCUACAGCUGGCAGUUUCGGGGUCCGCUACAGCAUAUGUCAGCUCCUUCAGCGCCUACUGUGUCUUCCGGUUCCUAAUGGGCAUGACCUUCUCCGGAAUCAUCCUCAACUCCCUCUCGCUGGUUGUGGAGUGGAUGCCCACCCAGGGCAGGACGGUGGCGGGCAUCCUGCUGGGCUACUCCUUCACCUUUGGUCAGCUCAUCCUGGCAGGUGUGGCGUACCUGAUCCGUUCCUGGCGGUGGCUGCAAUUUGCCGUAUCUGUUCCUUUCCUGAUCUUUUUCCUGUGUUCUUGGUGGCUGCCAGAGUCAUCCCGGUGGCUCCUCCUUCAUGGCAAGUCCCAGCAAGCCUUGAAGAACCUAAGAAAGGUGGCUGUGAUGAAUGGAAGAAAGGAGGAAGGGGAAAGGCUGACCACGGAGGUGGUGAGCUCCUACGUCCAGAGUGAGUUUGCAAGUGUCCGCACCUCCAGCUCCAUCUUGGAUCUCUUUCGAACCCCAGCCAUACGCAAGGUCACCUGCUGUCUCAUGGUUGUCUGGUUCUCCAACUCCAUCGCUUACUAUGGCCUGGCCAUGGACCUGCAGAAGUUCAGUCUCAGCAUCUUCCUGGUGCAGGCUCUGUUUGGAAUAAUCGACAUCCCGGCCAUGUUGGUGGCCACCACCACCAUGAUCUAUGUGGGCCGCCGGGCCACUGUGGCCUCCUUCCUCAUCCUGGCUGGGCUCAUGGUCAUUGCCAAUAUGUUUGUGCCUGAAGAAAUGCAGACUCUGCGCACAGCCCAGGCAGCUCUGGGCAAGGGCUGCCUGGCCAGCUCCUUCAUCUGCGUGUACCUGUUCACGGGUGAACUGUACCCCACAGAGAUCAGGCAGAUGGGGAUGGGCUUUGUCUCAGUCCACGCCCGCCUGGGAGGCCUGGCAGCACCCUUGGUCACCACUCUGGGGGAGUUCAGCCCAGUCCUGCCACCUGUGGUUUUUGGUGCCACCUCAAUCCUGGCUGGACUGGCUAUCACCUGCUUCCUGACUGAGACCCGCAAUGUGCCGCUGGUGGAGACCAUCGCUGAGAUGGAGAGGAGAGUCAAGGAAGGCCCUUCCAGGAAAGAUGCAGAAGAGAAGAGUGAAGAAAUUUCUCUUCAGCAGCUGGGGGCUUCUCCCCUCAAAGAAACCAUCUAA
Molecule: messenger RNA, 1671 nt
Organism: Castor canadensis (American beaver)
Lineage: Eukaryota; Metazoa; Chordata; Mammalia; Rodentia; Castoridae
Product: solute carrier family 22 member 20
Biological process (GO): transmembrane transport
Cellular component (GO): membrane
Molecular function (GO): transmembrane transporter activity
Source: RefSeq, a predicted model, not a curated record